Fulvia fulva is the source of this 282-nucleotide messenger RNA. RefSeq lists its product as uncharacterized. The transcript has a single exon. The record is from RefSeq and is a predicted model, not a curated record. Bases 1 to 282 code for a protein of 93 amino acids. NCBI's taxonomy places the organism in Eukaryota, Fungi, Ascomycota, Dothideomycetes, Mycosphaerellales, Mycosphaerellaceae.
AUGGCGUUUGGCAGGAAAGACGUAGCACUAUACUUUGAGCAAACCGCAACGACGGUCAAUCGCAGAUCAUUCGUAACAGUCAACGGAGCAUAUGGCAUGGGCCCCAAGGCAAUGCAGGCCAGCGACUACGUCUUCAUCUUGAAAGGAGGCAAGGUACCUAUGAUACUGCGGCCUUCUAACACUGAAGGCUGGUGGACGUUGGUUGGCGAGGGCUAUGUGCAUGGUAUUAUGCAUAGAGAAGCGUAUCAAGAAGAGCUGUGCAUUCCGGUCACUAUUGUCUAA